AGCGCCCCAAGGCUCCCCCUCCCUGGAAAAGCCGCACCGGGGCUGCAGCGUCCCGGGAACCCCUCAGCCAAUGACAACACAGCCGGAACGCACCGUAGCCAAUGAGAGCGCUGGGCGUUGAUGAGUCAUCAGUUGUGUGGCAGAGCCUCUGAGCUCGGCUCCCCAGCAGUGUCGGGAGCCAAUGAGAGCGCGCGGCGCUGCCGAGCCCGCCCCGCUCCGGACUGGUGCUCCCAGCGCAGCGCGGCUGCUUCGGGGCUGCGGCCCCUGCCCGGCGCUGGCCAUGGGGCGAGGGGCGGCAGCUGCGGCCGGACUGGUGGUGCUGGGAGCCCCCCCGGCUGCGGGCGCGGAGCUCUCGGGGGUGUUCCAGUGGAUUGCAAAGGCUGAGUGUUACUUCAUUAACGGCACCGAGAGGGUGAAGUACGUGGAGAGGCACAGCUACAACCGGGAGCAGCUCCUGCACUUCCACAGCUACGUGGGGCACUUUGUGGGGGUCACCCCUCUUGGGGAGAAGGUGGCUCGGUACUGGAACAGCCUCCGAGAUUUCAUGCGGCUGAUAAGGACUGCGGCGCACUGCUACUGCCGGAGCAACUAGGAGGUUGUGUCCCCGCUCUCUCUCACUCUCCCAGUGCCCCCCAGCAUGUCCAUCUCUGUGGUGCCCUCGAGCUCCCAGCCCAGCCCUGGCCGCCUGCUCUGCUCUGUGAUGGAUUUCUACCCUGCCCACAUUCAGGUGAGGUGGUUCCAGGGCCAGCAGGAGCUCUCGGAGCACGUGGUGGCCACCGACGUGGUCCCCAACGGGGACUGGACCUACCAGCUGCUGGUGCUGCUGGAAACCGCCCCCCAGCACGGGCUCACCUACACCUGCCAGGUGGAGCACGUCAGCCUGGAGCAGCCCCUGAGCCGGCACUGGGGUAUGGGGGAGGCACUGGGAUGUGUUGGGAGCAACUGGGAGGGAGUUGGAGAGUCUGAGAUGCCACUGGACGCCGCCCGCAGCAAGAUGCUGACAGAGAUUGGGGGCUCUGUGUUGGACUUCGUCUUCCUGGCGCUGGGGCUCGGCUUCUACCUGUGCAAGAAG
Messenger RNA from Serinus canaria (Common canary), 1072 nucleotides. Its product is annotated as class II histocompatibility antigen, B-L beta chain-like. Gene Ontology annotation, molecular function: MHC class II protein complex binding. The record is from RefSeq and is a predicted model, not a curated record. Gene Ontology annotation, cellular component: MHC class II protein complex; membrane. Gene Ontology annotation, biological process: antigen processing and presentation of exogenous peptide antigen via MHC class II; peptide antigen assembly with MHC class II protein complex; immunoglobulin production involved in immunoglobulin-mediated immune response. Lineage: Eukaryota; Metazoa; Chordata; Aves; Passeriformes; Fringillidae.